GAUCUUUGUGAUUUGCACAACACCUUUAUGAAAGUGCUUCUUAUCCAUGCGGUAGCACAAGAGGAGCGAAUGGCGGCGACCGCGAUCUACGCUCGCGCCCAUAGGUAGUAGAGGAGGAGCGGCAGGCGGCAGCGGCGACCCGCACUCGCGCCCAUGGGGCAGCAGAGGAGGAGCGGCAGGUGGCAGCGGCAAUCCACGCUCGCGUCCAUGGGGCAACAGUAGGCGGCAGCGGUCCUUGGGGCAUCAGAAAAGUAACCGCAAGGCAUUUAUUUACAACAACUAAGGCAAAGGCCAGAGAGAAAAUUACGGGAUUACUAUCCUCACUAAUUGAGUACCAAGAGGUGCGCGUGGUGGUUACGAUAUACCCCCAUUAAUUGUGGACAAAGAGGUGCGCGAGGUGGUCUGCCCCAGCAGAACAUUUAAUCUGAACCAUUAACUUGUGUGGCAAACUAUUGAUGUAAUAUAGACUCGGAUUUGAUUUAAUUAGAUUGAUCCGACAUCCUGAUAAUUCCGUGUACAGUUGUUGGUGUAGCUGUAGGGGAGUCUAUGUUUGCUUUUUUAAUAGUACUGUAGAUGUAGAAGUGUAGAUUUUUCUUUUUUCUUCCUUUCUUCAUUUUCUGGGUUUCAAUUUUUUUCCUAAUACAACUAUAUUAUUCUCUUUGUGUGUCCAUUGAUUUAGGGAAGAAUACUUUUUUUACGGGGAGAUUUAGGGAAGAAUACUGUUAAUAAGCCUUAAUGCUGCUAAUAGUUUAGGGAUUUCUCGCAAAGCAAUAUAGCUGCCGAAUUAACCCUAGUAUAUUCUGCUAUUGAUUGGUCUUUCAAUGUGUCAUACGCAUUGUUUCAGUCUUCACAAACAAAACGAAAACAUCAUUAUUUUGAGAUUGUGUAUCAUAUUUGUAUUUGUGACCAAGCUGUCCGCAUUCAAAUGCGCAUCUGGCAUCUCCAAUGUCUUACUUCGACUUGAGAAAAGAAAAAAACAUAUGGGAUGAUCAAUAUUUAUCUCCAUCUUCCCUGUUUGUGCGAUAAUCGCACGUCAAGCAUGCUGGAGAAAACUAAGAUAAGCUUCCAGUAGCAGCAGCUGUUUCUUUGGUACUCCAGGUCCGUUAACGGUGAGCUUGAUCGCCUCACCUGGAAGAAUUUGAAUUUCAUGAUGCAUCCCCCUGAUUAUAAGUCGAAGUGCACCAAACACCAAACACGUACGAAACAGCUCAUGUGCCAUGGGUACAUCGGUGCACCGGUCAUAGCAAGCACAGGAUGCCUCCUCCACCAACCGUGAAACGAGGCAAUUAUUGUUGCUUACAGAAGUACUGUUGAGGCAACAGUGUUCACUGUCGACUCUCAACUUUAUUCAUUGCACAUAGCCUCAACAGCCUUGUUUUGCAGUGCGGUAGUUAUUGUUCAAUGAGUAGUUCUUGCCAGUGGCCUGCACAGCUCCAGCUGGUUCCUUUCCCCUAGCUUUGCUCCGCCAUCCGGGAGGUGGGCGAACGAUCCUCUGCCCCCUGCGCUGCAUCAUCCCCGUCCCAUUGCUGGCUCGAAUCGAAGCUUCUUGCUUUUGGGUGGAGGGGCUAGAAGCAGCCAUGGCCCAAGCCAUUGUCCAAAGCUCAUGCAGAAAGCUCAGAGCCGCCAUCGCCGUCGGAGACAAGGCCACCGGCAAUUUGCAGGAAAUAAUGGAGACGCUGGAGGUCAUACACCCGCUGCUGGCGGACGCCGAGAUGCGGUGUCUUCGUUUUAGGUGUGAUGCCCCCAAAGAGAAAUCGGAAGAAAUGGAAACUACGCCGGAAGCCAUACAGCCGCUGCUGGAGGAUGCCCCCCAGCAAAUGGAGGGGAAGAAGGUGCGGGACUGGCUGCGGCGGGUCGUGAAGGCCGCCUACAACAUCUUGGACGAGUUGCAAGACACAAUGACACCACCUGCACCCGCGCGAAAGUUCAUGAAGAUGAUGCCGCGUGCCAAAGUCCUCAAGAAGAAGAAUCUCAUGGCCGAUAAGAUGGAGAAGAUAAAAGAAGAAGUCUACAAGCUAUGGGUCGACAUGGAUGAAUUUAAUCUUAUGUCACCUAGUUCCGAUGCAAGGAUCGAGCCACCACUUAUUUAUGUAACAGAGGACCCAAAGAUUGGAAGGGAGUUAAACAAAUACAGAUCAUAAUGGAAAGUAUAUCUGUGAAAAAAAGGGCACCACAUUACAGUUCAAAUUGGUGGGUGCCAGGAUGGCAGCAAGACAAGAUUAGCACGAAUGGUUUUCAACCAUACCCGAUUCAAAGACUACUCUAGGGUAUGGAUCCAAUGCUCCAGAAAUCUUCACUUGCAUCAGAUAGGGAAGUCCAUAAUUUCUCAGGUAUCAGGGGAAGAGAUCAACGGUGGUUCCGAUGACAACAUGGAGUAUGUGAGCAAGCGCCUUCACCAAUUACUUGAUGAUAGUAUUAAGGUACUUGUUGUUUUAGAUGGCAUAUGGCUAUCACGGCAUGAUUGCGAAGAGUUGCAGGGUAUGUUAAGGGAAGGGAGCGAUCGUGGUGAGGUAAUCUUGAUAGCGACGGACACUGGAGAAAUGCAUUUUCGGAGUUAUAGUGAAUCGAGUGAGGACAUGUGCUGGACGAUUAUCAAGCAACGAAGUCACUUUGAAGGUAGAUUGUUUGACAAACAAGAGUUGGAGCAGAUUGGUGUAGAUAUUGCAAAGAAGUGUGAGGGUUCACAGUUGGUAGCUGAAAUGCUUGGUGGCGUGCUUCUCUACAAAGAUGCUACAGGAUGGGCAUAAGUAUUGAACAGUGAUAUAUGCGAAGAUGGCCAAAACGGUGAGCCAUUCCUCAUGUUAGCAUACACUAGUAUGCCGCCGAGCUUACGGCUAUGCUUUACUUACUUUGCGAUGUUCCAAAAUGGUCACACUAUAGCCAAAGAUGAUCUGAUUUAUCAAUGGACUUCUCUCGGUCUUAUUGAGCAAUCCGACAGAUUCUCCGCGAUACACGUUGGUGAGCAGUAUAUUUCAAUGCUUCUGGGCAUGUCACUUCUUCAAACAACAAUGCCGGUUUCGACUAGUGGAAGUGCUGAUAAGAGUACAACCUGGUUCACUGUAAACCAUAUGGUGCAUGACCUUGCAAAACAAGUUAUGCAUGACAUAUAUGAUACAAAGGAGACGUCUUAUCAGCAGGAAUUAUGCUCUAAUAAUGACUGCCGCUAUGUACUGCUUACCGAUUUGAAGUUAUCCAGUAAAUUGUCUGCCCAAAUAAGGGCUCUACGUUGUGUUGGCUCUGGCAAAAUGGACCUCAGCGAUGAUUCAUUUUCAUUUUCCAAGUGCUUGAGUGUCUUGGAUUUAAAUGGCACCUCGAUGCUGAACUUACCAAAUUCUAUCUGUCAGUUGAGGCAUUUGGGAUAUCUUAAUUUAUCAGGCUGCUCUGGACUACUCAAUCUACCGGAUUCACUUGGAGAUCUACUAAAUCUGUUGUAUAUUGAUUUAUCAGGCUGCUGCGGAGUAAGAAAUCUACCUGAUUCAGUUGGGAAGCUAAUUAAUUUGGCGCAUAUUGACUUAUCAGGUUGCUCUGGACUUGUAAAUUUGCCAGAUUCAUUUGGGAAGCUGAAAAAUUUGUUGCAUAUUGACUUAUCAAGAUGCCCUGGACUUGUAAAUUUGCCAGAUUCAUUUGGGAAGCUGACUAGUUUGAAGCAUAUCGAUUUAUCAGACUGCUCUGAACUAGAAAAACUGCCGCAAUCAUUCGGGAAGCUAACAAAUUUGGUGCACAUCAACUUAUCACGGUGCUCUGGAAUAGUUAGUCUAUCUCCGUCUUUUGGGAAGCUAAUGUAUUUGCUGCAUAUCAACCUAUCAGACUGCUCUGGAUUGGUAAACUUACCAGAAUCAUUUGGGAACCUCACAAAUUUGGUGCAUAUCAAUUUUUCAGGCUGCUGUGGGCUAUUAAAUCUGCCUGAGUCAUUCGGGAAUCUAAUAAAUUUGCUGCACAUUGAUUUAUCAUGUUGCCAUGGACUAGGUAAACUGCCGGAAUCAUUCGGGAAGCUGAAAAAUUUGGUACACCUAGAUUUAUCAUUCUGGUCUUGUUUUGAAGGGGUCGAGAAAGCUCUUGGUGGCCUUACCAAUCUCCAGCACCUGAACUUGUCACACCCUUGCUGUUAUCUUGCUCAACAGCAGUCCUGUCUCGAAGGACUAAAAGAUGCUCUGGGCCAGCUCACCAAAAUAGAGUAUUUGAACCUAUCUAUGUUCCUGAAUCCUAUCUUUUACUCAGAGUCAGUAGAGCGAACUCAUGGAAUUAUUGAACGUAUCAGUGGCUUUUCCAGUCUGGAACAUUUGGAUUUGUCUCAUAAUAGAUUUCUACAUGAUCUACCUGAAAGUUUAGGUGAACUCAACAAUCUGCAAACACUGGACCUCUCAGGCUGCAUUAGACUGAAGAGCAUAGCCAAAAGGAUAGGUGAAAUCAGGUCUCUCCAGUCAAUAAAUGUGAGGAACUGCCGCAGUUUGAAAAGUUGUGAGCUUGUGGUUAAACCUGAUAACGGAGAAGCAUAUAGGAACACAAACAUUGUUGAGCUCGAGAAUGCAAACUUGGAAGAGCUUGAGAUAAGCUGUCUUGAAAACGUGAAAUCUACUGAAGAUGCAAGGCAAAUACGUAGGUCACUGGGAGGAGCUGCUCAGAAGUGGAAACUUUGUUGGACUGCGGGCUCCCAAGGAUCCAUGGACGUCAAUGCUCUGUUAGGAGAAUAGUGCCACUAUAUCUGGAGGGCCUUGAGCUACAUGGUUACAAUGGCGAGACCUGCCUUUCAACCUGGUUGACAUCAACCAUAACUUAUCGUUUUGAUACUCUUGUAGAGGUUACCAUUGAGGCCAUCUCGAGGUGCAGCCGCCCACCACCACUGUGUUUGUUACUAAACCUCCGACGAGCAGUUUUCAGAAGGAUGGCUAGCAUCACAAGAUUCGACAUCAAUGACCUCACUGGUGAAUACCGAACAACACUCAAUCGACUCCCCAAGUUGACCCUAGAGUUGGAUGAUAUGGAAAGCCUGGAAGAGUUCAAGACAACAUACGACAGAAAUGGUAAGGAGUGUAUGCUCCCGGCCAUUGGUGAGCUGGUGAUUACGAAAUGUAACAAGGUGUGCUUCGUACCUUUCACGCCUAGAGCUUGGAAAUUGGUGAUCUCAGAGUGCAGCAAACUAAUGGUCCAUUCCAGAGGAGGGCACCCUUGUACCUCUGUUUCAGUAAAUGAACUGGUGGUGAAGAACUGCAAGAAAACUCUAUAUAACUGGCAUUUGCUUCACAGCCUCCCAGGCCUCCGUAGUUUAACUGUCAAAGAUUGCGACAAUGUGUGGACUAUACCAGAUACUAUGGAGGCCCUAUCCUCCCUCCAAUCUCUAUGCUUGUCCAAUUGCCGGGUGGACAAAGUACAGCACUUGGCAGACCUCACCUGUCUCCGGGAACUGAAGAUUGUGUCCUGCGAAGGGAUCAAUGGGUUCAUGCAGAGUUUGCAAGGACUCACCUCCCUUGGGUCGAUGCAUCUUAGUGACUGCGACAGUAUCACAUCACUGCCGGAAUGGUUAGGAGAUCUCACCAAUCUUGAGAAGCUUGCCAUCCACAGAUGCCCUGCCAUGGAAUCUUUGCCGAGCAGCAUAAAUAAACUGACCAACCUGAAGGAUCUGCGUAUUUUGGAUUGUCCAAAAUUGAAGAGCUGGUGUGAAAGGAGGGAGAACAAGAAAAGAAUGGCUCACAUCCGACCAGACUAUGAAGAACAUGGUACUAGCAGGCCAGGCAGCAAGGACGAGGGCAAUGCGGAGGGUGAAUUGGAGAAGGACUGGUCGGAUGUCGUGGAGGAGGACUGGUCGGACGUCGUGGAGGAGGAGGAGCCAGAGGCAGUAUCGACGGAUGCAGUGGAGAAUUCAGUGAUGACAGACACCACAAAUGUUGUAGAGGAGGUGACGAGGGAUGUGGACGCAGCAGUGGCAGCUGAUGUAUGCUUGGAGUUGCGAUUGGGACUGCCCAUAAAUGAAGAAGCGGUCCGUAUCGAAGAAGAAGGAGAUGAAAUUUCUCUACGACUGUAUUUAUAACAUUGUGUUCUUCUUUCUUUCUACUGUACUACUUUUUGGUCACACAGAUGGACAUUUUUCUUGGAUGGACACGCACAGUUACAUCGAUUUGGUUAUGCUUUGAUCGUGUUUA
Molecule: messenger RNA, 6137 nt
Organism: Aegilops tauschii subsp. strangulata
Lineage: Eukaryota; Viridiplantae; Streptophyta; Magnoliopsida; Poales; Poaceae
Molecular function (GO): protein binding
Source: RefSeq, a predicted model, not a curated record